UUUCCAACAACCCAAUAUAUCAUUCUCAUGUUGUGUUUGGGGUGGAGGAAGUUUACUUUGGCUUUGUUUUUCAGCUGAGUGGGGAAACUGAGGCAUAGAGCAAUUCAGUCACACAGCUAACAAACGACUAUGCCGAAUCCUGGACACACAUUCUUCUGGAAGCAGGCCAACACAUCCCAAAAAUUCGUUCCCCAAAAGGCACAUUUUCCAAGUAAUUGCUUCACUGGAUUGAACAUUCCACCCACCUCUUCCCAAGUUUUGGUCUUCCCCCUACUUCUGCCCUUGCCUCAGCCUCAGAGGUUCUCCAGUGAAACCUUAGCUGGACUCUGCCUUAGUCUGUUUGGGCUGCCAUAAUGAAAUGCCAUAGACUGUCUGAAACAACAGAUGUGUAUUUCUCACAGUUCUGGAGGCUGCAAAGUGUCAAUCAAGGUGCUAGCUGAUUGCGGCCCUGGUGAGAACGCCCUUCCUGGCUUGCCGAUGGCCACCUUCUCACUGUGUCCUCACACGUUGGAAAGAGAGAGCAAGCUCUGUCCUAUCUCUUCCUGUAAGGGCACUAAUCGCAUUAUGAGGGCCCCACCCUCAUGACCUCCUCCCACCCUAAUUACCUUGCAAGGGCCCUAUCUCAUACAUCACUUUGGGUGUUAAGUGAUUAUUUUAUGAAUUUGGGGAGCACACAAACAGUCCAUGACACAAUCCUGCAACAUUCCAUGGCAGAAGUGGAUCAGACCUGGGGAAAGGAUAAAUCUGCAGAACUAGAAAAGACAGUGCGUAGCAUUUGAGAGAAAGUUCCCUAUGCUCAUGAAAAAUUAAACUUUGCCAUAUGAACCCACUGAUCAGUGCUCAUAUGACACAGAGAAAGAUACAAUGUAUGAGGUGGGCCUGCCAAAAAAAAAAUAAAAAAAUCAAACCUGAGUCUGAUCUUACCUGUAGAUCUACAACAGUUUAUAGGGAGAAUAGAGGCCUGGGAAUAUUUUAAGUGGCACUGUGGGGUGCAAUCAGCCAGGUCCAAAAUUUGAGAAAUUUUAUAGGACAAACAAUUGUAUUUAUUUACAAAUAUAGGGAAGAGAGAAGAGGGACUUUUACAUGAAAAGAGAUGAGACACAUGAACCAAAUGCCAUGUGUGGUAGACUUUGGAUCCUGAUUAGAACAAACCAACUGUACGAUAACCAUUGAUGAGACAAUAGGACAUUUACAUACUGAUUGGAUUUUUGAUAUUAAAAAUUAUUAAUUUGCAAGAAGGGCUAUUAAUAGAGUUGUAGUCACUAUUUUAUUUUAUUGGAUUUCUUGUGGACUUUUCAAGGUUAUUUACUACCCAGAUCAUCAUACAAAAGAGCAUUGGGAAACAUAGUAGAUAAUGCCUUUGAUUGGUUUUUAGCAGAAGGUAGUGAAAGAAUCCUCAUUUUUUUGGAGCACCAUCUAGAAUUGUUUAUGGAUGAAAUUACAUGAUUUCUGAGGUGUGCUUCAAAAUAAUCCGAAUGUAUGUGGAGGAUGAGGGAGAGGAGUAGGAGAGCAGACAGACAGAACAACCAGGCUGGCCGUGUGUUCGUUGGCAAUUGUUGAAUCUAGAUGUUGGGUUGUUAGGUAUGAGUUUCCACUUGCGUGUGUUUGACAACUCCCGUGGUAAGAGGUGUCACAAAUAAUAAGUAAAUAGCUCUUGUAAAAAGUUCUUACAAACUUGGCAAACAGGCUUUCAGGAAGUGGAUUUCAGGUCACUGACCUUGAGCCCUUUCCUCUUGACCACACCCUUCAUGAGUUUUCUUCUCCAGUGGAGGGUAGAAUUGUAGAGAAAGGAUGUUAUUCAAGAGGCCCAUCUACUCUUGUUUGUUUUUCUGACCUGAUUUCAAGGACCCAGAUAUAAUUUCUGCCGGGCAACUGGGUUUUUCGAUGCGUGGCAUGAUGCCACCUCUGCGCUCCCAAAUUGGCUCCUGCCACAUGGCCUCCUUCUGUGACAGUCCCAACAGGUGGUUCCAGCCUGAAGCCAGGCAGGAUGUCAUAUGCUCCCUGUGGAAGAGUUUCCUGGCAUCCUUGGGUUCUCCGAAGUGAUAUUCCCAACAACAGGGCUUGGCUUGAGGUCUUUCAGCUUAAAAAACAAAGCAAAACAAAACAAAACAAAACAGCAUUUUAAUUAUCUAAGCGGAAUUGCUCUCCCAGCCUGGAUGGAGGCAUUCAAUCAACAGUUUUCUUUGCUCCAGUGAUAAGAUCAGUGAUUUUUUCCCCGUGAUGUCUUUGGUGUUGGGUCAUUCUGAAAUGGAUUCCUGACCAAGAAUGAGGCCACUCUAGUGAUCCAAGCAAAGUGGCUUUAAGAAGAAAAGACCCCUGUGAUGGUUGCUCAUGGUCAGAAGCCAAUGGAAUAAGGCUGGAAAUCAACCAGCAGGUCCACAAGUGUUAGGCAGCCUCCCUGUGCACGGGCUCUUUCUUCUAGAAAGGGAGAUGUCUUUGCAGCCCCAAGGUCAACAAAUACCCAUUGCAUCUAAUUGAGUUUGAGGAAACCUUUCAGAAACAUGAAGCCCUCAACCACCUGGAACUCAGAAACUCACUGGGGACCGACGGCAGCAGCUUCUAGAACAUCCAGGUGUUCUGCAGAUGUGAGCUUUUGUCCUGCGCUCACUCCCCAGCUGGAGUCCUGAACAGAUGCAAGGCUUGGGCUCUAAUAUCCCAGAGCCCAGAGGGGUCACUCUCUAAGUGACCAAAGGCCGGUUGUUGUCACUGAUAUCUGAUUGCUGUGCACAGCCAGUCAUCUUACGGAGCCGCAGUGGGGAAAGCCAACUUUGGGGUUACAAGUUUCCUGACUCUCUUGAAUUAGGAUUCCAGAUGGGGGCCUCAUUUCUUUAGCUCGCACCUUCCCUCUGGGCACCACCACCACCUCCUGCAACACCAGUGUCUUCUUGCAAACCUCCAGUCUCCAGGGACUCCCUUCAUUGAAAGGAGCAGAAGCGGGGCUCUCAGAGACGUCUCUAGUGGUGGCCCCCCCAUCAUUCCAGACAGUCGGACUCCCCCGCUUACUGCCAUGGCCUGGCUUUCUCUAAAAGUGUUACUGGUGGGGGUGAGCUUCUUGGGAUGUCUUUAUCCUCUUGUGGAUUUUUGCUUCAGUGGGGAAACAAGAGGCCAGAAACCGAAUUUUGUGAUCAUUUUGGCAGAUGACAUGGGGUGGGGUGACCUGGGAGCAAACUGGGCAGAAACGAAGGACACUGCCAACCUUGAUAAGAUGGCUGCUGAAGGAAUGAGGUUUGUGGAUUUCCACGCAGCUGCCUCCACCUGCUCACCCUCCCGGGCCUCCCUGCUCACUGGCCGGCUUGGCCUUCGCAAUGGAGUCACACACAACUUUGCAGUCACCUCAGUGGGGGGCCUUCCACUCAACGAGACCACCUUGGCUGAGGUGCUACGGGAGGCUGGCUACGUCACUGGGAUGAUAGGCAAAUGGCAUCUUGGGCACCACAGCUCUUAUCACCCCAACUUCCGUGGGUUUGAUUACUACUUUGGAAUCCCUUACAGCCAUGACAUGGGCUGCACGGACACCCCGGGCUACAACCACCCUCCGUGUCCGGCAUGUCCACGGGGCGAUAGACCACCAAGGAGCCCUAAGAGGGACUGUUACACUGAUGUGGCCCUUCCUCUGUAUGAAAACCUGAACAUUGUGGAGCAGCCUGUGAACCUGAGCGGCCUCGCGCAGAGGUACGCCGAGAAAGCUACCCAGUUCAUCCAGCGUGCAAGCACCAGCGGAAGACCUUUCCUGCUGUACGUGGGCCUGGCCCACAUGCACGUGCCCGUGCCCUUCACCAGGACGCCGCUGUCAGCAGACCCCCAGGACUGCACACCAUAUGCGUCAGGCCUCCGGGAAAUGGACAGCCUGGUGGGCCAGAUCAAAGACAGAGUCGACCGCACAGCAAAAGAAAACACAUUCCUUUGGUUUACAGGAGACAACGGCCCGUGGGCUCAGAAAUGUGAGCUGGCAGGCAGCGUGGGUCCCUUCACUGGAUUGUGGCAAGCUCAGCAAGGGGGAAGUCCAGCCAAGCAGACCACCUGGGAAGGAGGGCACCGGGUCCCGGCUGUAGCUUACUGGCCUGGCAGAGUCCCCAUCAAUGUCACCAGCACCGCCUUGUUAAGUGUGCUGGACAUCUUCCCCACCGUGGUAGCCCUGGCCGGGGCCAGCCUGCCCCCAGGCCGAUGCUUUGACGGCCUGGAUGCCUCAGAGGUACUCUUUGGCGGGUCGCAGACUGGGCACAGGGUGCUGUUUCACCCCAACAGCGGGGCGGCUGGAGAGUACGGAGCCCUACAGACUGUCCGCCUGGAGCAUUACAAGGCCUUCUACGUCACUGGUGGAGCCAAAGCCUGUGAUGGGAGUGUGGGUCCUGAGCAGCAUCAUGAGCCUCCCCUUGUUUUUAAUCUAGAAGAUGUUGCAGAAGCUGUGCCUCUAGAGAGAGGUAGUGCCGAGUACCAGCGCGUGCUGCCCAAGGUCAGAGAGGCUCUGGCGGACAUCCUUCAAGACGUGGCUCACGACAACAUCUCCAGAGCGGACUACACGCAGGACCCCUCAGUAACUCCCUGCUGUAAUCCCCACCAAAUUGCCUGCCGCUGCCACAUCACCUCCCAGACCGACGUGUCCACAAGCAGACACAUCAGGAAAUGAGAUGGGGCAAGUUCACACCCCAGCUUCAGUCUUACCCUCUUCAGUUAUGUCUGCUUUACAAAUAAGUCUCAGAAGUUUGUUUUGAAGCUGCCACCUUGCGUCCCCCUCUGUCCGUUCCUUCGGCAUGCUGGCUGGAGAGGACAGCUGUGGUGAGCCUUAUGGGAAGUGCACAGGCUUCAGAGUCAGAUCAGGUUCAAGCCCCAGCUUUUGAACUUGGGCCAUUAUAUAUAACCUGACUUGCAAGCUUAUGUGAGGAUUCAGUAAGACAGGACAUGAAAGUGCCUGGCACGUUCCCUGACACUUGAGGCAGGCACUCAGUCCAUUUUAGGUUUUUUUGUUUGGUUUUAAUGCUCCCAGUUUCACUGGUCAUUUUAGCAGAGAUUCAUUCCAGCUGGUAUCUAAAGCAGGGCUCCUCCAUCUUUAAUACGCACACAGAUCGCCUGGGAUCUUGUGAAAAUGCAGGUUGUGGCUUGAUAGGUCUGGGCUGGGGCUGAGAUCAUCCAUUUCUGGGACACUCCUGGGGUUGCCUUGAGUAGCAUGGAUACAGACUAGACAAAGUCAGAUGUUUGAGGUCUCCAGGCAGAAGAGCCCGCACGUUAAGUCAUGGCCUGACCCACCUCCCCCAACCUCCUUUUAAAGGUCAAACGGCUGUCUUUUAAAGAGUUUAGGCAUUCUUUCUGCUUCCUAAAACCAUGAAGCAAGACAUUUUUAGAGCCUCAAAAAUGCAUUGCCAUCAUUUUAUUAUUAGUGUCCUAAACGGGACUCAAAGGUAAUAAAUGAUUUAUUCUAAUCACUGCAACAAUACUUUGGCUAAAAUAGUCUCUCUCUAGAUGAAGUAUACAAGAAAUACAAUUAGAAGACAUUUCCCUAUAAGUACAUUUUUACACAGCAUACAUUUGAAAAGGAUGCCCUUUUUAAUAUAAAAGUCCGGUUAUAGACCAAUAUGGUUAGUUCGUGUCGACACUAUGGCUGUAAUAUAUUUUAAAUAGCGGGAUGUGUGCACAGCGUCCCCCACACCCUCCGGCAGCCAGGGCUGAGCGGGGCUUGGGGAGCAGUGAACCAUGUCCUGUGGCUUAAGCAGGAGGCACCUGGGAGUCCAGCCCCCCAUGCGGUGCCCACAACCGCACUCCGUUCUUCCACCUUCCUUGUUUCUCCAGAACCACCUGACAGGGGGUGUCCUGAUUUCUGAGGUGCGCGGCUCAUCAUGACUGCUUCGUUUUGCCCUUCUGACUUCCACGGCACAACAUUAUCUACCGAAAUCAAAACAGAAUGGCCUUACUCUCUCCAGGAAGAGGCUGCCAGGCAGGCUGCGUGAUCGACAGAUCUGUGCCCACGCGGGGUUGGCGGGGGCGGGCUGGGCACACAUGGCCACAGACAUUCACCCCCCUGCGUAGGUGUGGGUGAGGAUGGCACAGUUUCAGAAGACACUGACUGUAGAUAAAAUAGGUAUAUGUGUAGUUUUUCAAAAGGCUCAUCUUGUAAACACAGGCUGCUAAAUCCCUAUUAAAAAGUCAGGAAAUA
Messenger RNA from Hipposideros armiger (great roundleaf bat), 6148 nucleotides. It is a transcript of the gene ARSG, whose product is annotated as arylsulfatase G. Bases 3008 to 4627 code for a protein of 539 amino acids. Gene Ontology annotation, molecular function: arylsulfatase activity. The record is from RefSeq and is a predicted model, not a curated record. The transcript is spliced from 13 exons. NCBI's taxonomy places the organism in Eukaryota, Metazoa, Chordata, Mammalia, Chiroptera, Hipposideridae.